This is a messenger RNA of Schizosaccharomyces osmophilus, 1086 nucleotides long. It is a transcript of the gene bis1, whose product is annotated as splicing factor Bis1. The transcript has a single exon. Bases 1 to 1086 code for a protein of 361 amino acids. The record is from RefSeq and is a predicted model, not a curated record. NCBI's taxonomy places the organism in Eukaryota, Fungi, Ascomycota, Schizosaccharomycetes, Schizosaccharomycetales, Schizosaccharomycetaceae. Gene Ontology annotation, cellular component: catalytic step 2 spliceosome.
AUGUCCUUGACAAAGUCAAGCAAUGAAGGCUACCAAAUAAUAAAAAAAGGAAAUAAACAAAAUCGGAGCGAAAUAAAACCCAUUGCUAUUGAAGAAGAUGACUAUAUUGAAGGGUUGAACUCUAUAAUUCAGAAAACCUAUUUUCCAGACCUUCCUCGCAUGAAAGCUGAUGUAGAAGGUUCUGGAUAUGGGUUUGAAAAUGAUGUUAAUCAAGACAGAAACGAUGCAGUUCAUAAACAGGUGGCAUUGCUCCCAAAAAAUGAUCAUCUUGUGCAGAAGCUAAAGCAUAAUUCUCAAGACUUAACACUUGCUGAUUACCAGACAAAGUUCACUUCUGAAGACAAUGCCUCCUUUUCUGAAUUGUUUAAUAAUGAGAAAGAUACCAGAAAUGAUUUGCUCCAAAAGCACUAUGGUAUGAAACUUGACGAAAAAUUAAUCGGUGCAGCUUCCUCGUCUACGACAAAAUUACAGCCAAGAAAUGCAAUUGCAUGGAAGGAAAGACCAAAUGCCAUUCAUAGUUGGGAUUCCAAGCAGAGGAAUUCGUUGACGUUUUAUCCUCAAACCUCAGAACAUUCUGCUGUAACUAAAGCAAGAAGUCAGCAUCAAAAAAUUAUUAGUUCUUCCACCCGGCUUGAUGACGAGUUUCUUAAAAAAGCCAACCAACCUAGCCUGGAACCUUUGCCAGAGCCGGCUAUAAACAGACGUGAAGCCUCAAUCAACGGAUACCCAUUAAUUGGUUCAAAUUAUGGAGGUGCGUCUGGAAAGUCAUCUACGAAUUUCUAUAUUCCUGAAACUUCCCGCAGAGAAAAAUUGCAUGACAACCAACUACAGAAUCUAAAGUCUCAAAGCAAUAUGCCUUCGACUUCUUUCUACUCCGGUGAACACACAUCUGCAACUUCAACUAAGCUUCCGUCUAGAUUGUCUACUUUGACACCAGCAGCUAGACGUUUGGUAGCGCAGUCAUAUCUAACAACUCCCAAUAGGGAAUCUCCACUGCGGCGUCGUCUAACGACUGCUUCAAUUCCAAAGUUUUCUUGGACACCUACUCCUCGUACCAAAAAUCCUGCUACGAUUAAACGAGUUUAA